Molecule: messenger RNA, 372 nt
Organism: Striga hermonthica
Lineage: Eukaryota; Viridiplantae; Streptophyta; Magnoliopsida; Lamiales; Orobanchaceae
Source: the annotation of a GenBank genome assembly
AUGGAAACAACUACUCUUGUUCGUUUUGACCAAAAUGAAGAUGCGAGCUUCUACUUGUGCCGUCAAUGCAAAACUCAUGUUGCUUUGCAGCAAGAAUUGCUCCACAAGAUUGUGCAUAACCACCAUGGACUCUUCAACAACAUGGUCAAUGUGGCUCUGGGCCAAAACUACGCGGUCGUAACUGAUCAAAUUACAGCUACUGCUUCCUGCAUCAAUUGUAACUCAAACUUUGGAGCCAAAUUUAUUUCUUUGAAGUUUGAGACUCCUGCUAUUAAAGCUGGAAGAUUCAUGAUUGACAUGACUAAUCUGCUUCUGUGGAAGGGGAAUCGGCUGGUGUAUGCACACACAGAGGAGCCGGUCCAGAAUGCAUGA